Coccinella septempunctata (seven-spotted ladybird) is the source of this 1868-nucleotide messenger RNA. Its product is annotated as ankyrin repeat, PH and SEC7 domain containing protein secG-like. Gene Ontology annotation, biological process: positive regulation of transcription by RNA polymerase II. Gene Ontology annotation, molecular function: transcription cis-regulatory region binding; protein binding. Bases 465 to 1868 code for a protein of 467 amino acids. The transcript is spliced from 3 exons. The record is from RefSeq and is a predicted model, not a curated record. Gene Ontology annotation, cellular component: nucleus. Lineage: Eukaryota; Metazoa; Arthropoda; Insecta; Coleoptera; Coccinellidae.
UAUGAUCAUCUCGAAACUAGUCGUCAUCAAAUAAAGAUUGUGGGAAAAGAAUGACAUAUUCUUGUUGAAUCACGAACAUUUAUCUGUUCUUCAAUUUAUUUUUAUUCGAUUCUUUGAACUGCUACAAAUGUGAAUUUUUUUAUCGACCAAGCACAAAAUCACUUACUACGGGCUGUGGUCAAAAUGCCGCUCCAAAAUAUUGACAGCCAGCAUUCUGAGUCAUCGAUAGAAUUUCAGAGAAUUUGGAUGCAAAGCUCGCUCAAGUAAAAUAUUUUGUUCGAAAGUAUGAAAGUAUUUCGAAGAACUGAUGAGGAAUAAUGAACAGUUGUAAAUCUUCAGGGAUUACCUUUGCCCAAAAUAUCGACAGUGUAUGAGUUUUGGUUUAUGUUUAUAAUCGUAACUAUAUUUUUCUGACGGGAUAAGUACCUUAUCUCGUGAAAUUAUAUGACUCCAGUCUUCAGUGAAUGGAACCUACUAUCCUUUCAGUAAUUUUGAGUAUGGAUUUUCCUCUGCAUGAAACAUGCCUUCAUGGAACGUUCGAGUCCCUGAAAAAAAUGGUGAAAUCUGGCAAGUUUUUCAUCGACUGCGAAAGUCCAACUGGCGUUACACCUAUGGGAAUAGUCGCAGUGAGAUUAUACGUAUAUCGGCCCCAGGAUGUGGAUUCAAGAUCUGUUAGGGAAUAUGAAAGGAAAAUCAUAUUCCUUCUGCAGAAUGGUGCCAAUCCGUUGAAGAAAUGGUGCGGAGGAACUAUAGCCGACCUGAUAUUUCAAGGAGGAAACCAAUCAAUGAUACACUUGAUGUUCAAGUAUUUCGAAGAUGUGGACACACCUCUGAAUUCUUUCGGGCACACAGCGCUCAUUUCGGCUAUCCGAAGAGGAUACUACAAAACUGCCGAAAUUUUGUUGGGCAUGAAAGCCGACGUCAACAAGGGAUGCUUCGUUAAGGAGACACCUCUCCACCAUGCAGCUUCUUCUGGCAGAGCAGAUCUUUUCCAUCUCCUGAUAAAACAUGGUGCAAGCAUGGAGUUGAGGAGCGAUUUGGGAGAAACUCCUCUUCAUUCAGCUUGUUACCAUGCGGAAGAUGAGAAGAUAAUAAAGAAGUAUAUAGAGUGUGAUCACAAUUUGAACGCAACGGAUAAUGAAGGUUGCACACCGCUGCAUAAACUCUUCAUUAAAUUCCCCGAAACAUCGGCUGUGUCAGAAGAAUUGGUGGAGGUGUUUCUGGACAGAGGAGCCGAUUUGAAUAUCAAGGACUGCCGAGGACUGACCCCGCUCUCUUGGUGUAUCAAGAAGAAAAAUGCACCUGUAGCUUUGCUAUUUCUCCGGAACGGUGCCAACUUAGAUAUUUCAGAAGAAGAAGCGGUGCCUGUUCUGAAAUAUCUAAGGGGGAUUUUGUUAGAGGACACCCCGCUUGGACAGACCGUGCUCAAAUAUAUCGCUCUGGAGAUCUCGAAGGGCACCAAAAUCAACAGAGCUCUGGAGGAAUAUUUGAGCCAGCAGGAAGGUGUAACUCAAUAUCUGACAAAAUGUUACCGGGAAAUAGAGAAGCUCAGGAAAAGAAAAAUCAGGAACACCAGCGUCAAUUAUUGGAGGCUUCUAACGAAAUCUGUAGCGGAGUUAGCAAGGUACGCUAAUAACCCUUCAAUAAUUGGCGCAAUGAGAAAAUACAGAGUGGGGACUUAUCCAAUUUACGGUCGAGAGAUCGCCUAUAAGUUUGCCAAGGCAAAAAGGCGACAAAAACUUAUGGCAGUUUCAUCGGAUAUGUUCAACCGAUAUUGGGAGGGAAAAAUGCCAUCACUUUUUGUGAAAAUGGUGACGGAUCAUCUCUCCAUAAGCGACAUGGAAAAUGUUAAGACUGCCAGACAGUAA